UAUUCUGGAUCAGCUCCGAUCGCGUCGCUUUUCAGCUGAAGAGGAUCAGAGUCGAGUAAAAAAAAAAACAAGGGGGUGGCUGCUCUCCUCAAAUGAACCGGGUGAACUGGCGUGAACCCGUCAGUGACCAAGGCAAGUAACCUGAGUGAGAGACCAGAUGUGCUACAGCUCAUGCGUAAAAGGCCCACACGCAGCAGUGUCCACGGGAGCAACACGUACGUGCCUUUUGUGUUCACAGCUUUACUCCUCGUGUUAUUUUCACUGGACUGGAUUCGCUAUGCAAUGUAAUAAAAAAAUUGAAGAGAUUAGUGAGGACGCUGAUUCUCUUUAACUCAGAUCACCAUAAAUAUAGCCUCAUCUAUUCAUAAAAAGUUUUCUUUCAUCCGAGUUAUCCAGCCCACCUUUCUAGAAUACGCAUGAAAAUGGUGAAGAUGUUUCUUCAUGAAUAAAUUAGCUUUCAAAUUUAAAUAAUCUCCACUGCCAAACAUUUCAAAUUUAUAUGUCAAGGUUAUUUUGUUUGUUUGUUUAGCUAAAUUACAAAUCUGAAAUCCGGACUUUUGUAGAUUCAAUUGUUUUCUUUAUACAUGCUGAUUAAGUGAUAGAUGAACACCAAAAUAGCAUGUUUUAUUAAACUGUGUCAUAAUAUGAUCAUCUGACCUUUACUGUUUUAUUUUAUUAGCAGAAUACGCGAAUUGAGCUCUCCGAGCCUUUCAAAAUAAAACUCCGGAACCGCAGCAGAGCUGGCAACAAGUGUUUCUGUAGAAGGAACGUGAUCCCGGAUGAGGUGGUACCGGCUCGGUUUCACUAACCGAUGCAGCAGCAGAGAAAACGGGCAGGAUUCCGCUGCUUUCUGCCGUUGAGCGGAAAAGCGUCAGAGAGUAACCGGAUCAGAGCAGAGGGGUGGGGCGGGGUCAGCUAUGUUUGCCUCCAAAUGAACCAAUCAGAGCAGCGAUUUGCUUGAUUGACCGCUUUUCUCCACAAUUCCGGAGACUGCAUUUAGUUUGACGUCCGACCAGCAGCCAAUAGCGACACAGGACGGACCGGAACUGAAGGAAACGGCUAAAUACAAAUUUUCCGAGCUGUAGGUGAGGACGUUACCUGUCUGCCGCUGCUGAGGACGUCACUGUAAUGGCUCUGUCACAGAGCUUGGAGGAUUCACCUCUGAGACUGGGUCCGAGACCGACCCGAACCGGCGGGCCGAACCCGCAGGAUGUGUACAACGAGAUGCAUCGACUGGCUCUGGAGGAGCUGCUGUCCGGAGGUACCGACGACUUUCUGGACUUUCUCCGGAGAGAGAGGAUUCCGAACUUCUUGUCCAACGACGAGAUUCAGCGGAUCCGGAGCUCCGCCGUGCCCCCGCGGUGCGCCUCCCUCCACGGAGAGGACCAGCCACUGGAGCAGUCCGUCUGCAGCUCCCGGGACUGCUCCUCGGUCACUUAUUUCCCCGAGGCGUCGGACGUGGAGCCGCCGCUGCUGGAGCUCGGCUGGCCCGCCUUCACCGCGGGGUCGUACCGGGGAGUGACCCGGGCCGUGGCGUACUUCCAGCCCAGCUACGGAGAGAGUAUUUACAGCUGCAAGGAGGCGGCGAGACGCCUGGUUCAGAGCGCCAGAGAGGUGAUCGCCAUAGUGACAGACUCCCUCACAGACCUGGACAUCUUUAAAGAUCUUCAGGAGGCGUGCUCCCUCCGCAGAGUCCCCGUCUACAUCCUGCUCGACCAGUCGUGCGCCCCCGCUUUCCUCCAGAUGUGCAGAAACGUCGGUGUUCGCCUGGACGACCUUCAGCAAAUGAGAGUUCGAACCAUAACGGGCACGACUUACUACACGAGGGCUGGGGUGAGGAUCACCGGGAAAGUUCACGAGCGGUUCAUGCUUAUCGAUGGAAACCGAGUGGCCACAGGCUCCUACAGGUUCAACUGGACUGACGGCAAGCUGAACAGCAGCAACCUGACUGAGCUCUCCGGUCAGAUAACGGAGAAAUUUGACGAGGAGUUUCGCAUCCUCUACGCCCAGUCUCUGCCCGUCAACGCCCGCGGACCCCCGAGCGUCCGCAGCAGUGGCCUUUUGGAGAACUUUGCUGUCAAGCACUCUGUUACCUCCUCCCCUCUUGUGGCUAAAGACACGCUCACUGGUCCAGUCUGUAUGACGAGCACGCCCAGUCGUAAACCCCAGAUGUUGGAUUUUGAGCCCUCAUCUCCACAUCGUCAUAAAGCCAGCCCGGUGUCGGACUCCUCCACCAUAGGUGUGACGGAGCAGAAGCAUAUACAGGAGGAGAUCCUGGCUGGCAGCAUGACUCGACGCCAGGAGACACCGCCCCUCUCAUGCGACACUUCGACCCAGACCAGCUGGUCGGUGAUGGAGAGUGACACCCAGACCGAUCUCCAGCUUGUGCAGCAUCUCAACCACCUUCCACCAGUCCACGACCUCUCAUCUAGACAGUCUUUAGCCCUCCAGGUGGCUCCAUACAACACCUUAAAGGACACCCUCCACAAGCUGACCAAAGAGCGCCAGUACCACUACUCGGCCAUCCGCUCUAAGCUGGAACGCGUGGUGACGUCGCUGUCAGAGAGGCGGGGGCUGGCAGACGUCACCAACGUGACUCAGGGGCUCGGUGCUGGCGGCAGACCGAGCACACACACAGACUCUGAACCCAAUCCCAGACCUCCUGAUGAAAAUGCAGGCAUGGGCACGUGGCCAAGAGCCAGAUGUGUGCACUAGUCUGUCUUCAAAGAUCUUAGAGCUGGAGGCUAGUGAGUGAAGAGCUGCUUCUUUGUUCUGUAUAAAUGUUUCAGGCCCUGAAACGCCCGUCAGUGCCCGCGGCUUCGCUCUUCAUCUUGUUUUAAUGUAUUUUGGUGACGGGAUAGUUGGUUUGCAACUGGCACUAACACAGUCGGUGUAAAUCAAGGUGCUGCAAUAAUGAUGUUUUAAAGAACGAAUCAUUUUAUUUUGUCAGAAUAAUGUUGUGAAGAGGCGGGUGGUGGAUCUAAUCUGCUGUAAUUAAGUAAGAGAGAGCUGAAGUGCUGCUGUGGCUCCAUCCAAAGGUCGCUCGGGAAAGCUGCUGCUGCCUCGAGAAUAAACUAAUAUUUAGCACAA
Nothobranchius furzeri (turquoise killifish) is the source of this 3090-nucleotide messenger RNA. RefSeq names its product family with sequence similarity 83 member D (gene sack1d). Gene Ontology annotation, cellular component: cytosol; mitotic spindle pole. Gene Ontology annotation, molecular function: protein kinase binding. Gene Ontology annotation, biological process: regulation of TOR signaling; protein localization to mitotic spindle; signal transduction. NCBI's taxonomy places the organism in Eukaryota, Metazoa, Chordata, Actinopteri, Cyprinodontiformes, Nothobranchiidae. The record is from RefSeq and is a predicted model, not a curated record.